AUGGCUCUGGUCAUGCAUGCUGCGAAAACCAACAAGAAUGCUUUCAAGACAUUAAUUACUGCAGAAUAUGUUGGUGUUGAAGUUAAGUGGGCUGAAAAAUUCGAAAUGGGCGUUUCAAAUAAAAUUCCUGAGUUUCUUAAGAUGAACCCUAUUGGAAAGGUUCCUGUUCUUGAGACUCCUGAUGGGCCUGUAUUUGAGAGUAAUGCCAUUGCUCGCUAUGUUGCUCGCUUGAAGACUGACACUUCUCUUUUGGGAUCUUCACCAAUUGAAUAUGGACACAUUGAGCAAUGGAUUGAUUUCUCUUCACUUGAAAUCGACACAAAUGUGUUGAAAUGGUUGAUGCCAAGAUUCGGUUAUGCUAACUAUGUUGCUCCGGUAGAGGAGGCUGCAAUUGCUGGAUUAAAGAGAGCUCUUGGUGCCCUAAACACACAUCUUGCCUCACACACAUUCUUGGUUGGACACAGCGUGACACUUGCUGACAUCAUCACAACAUGCAACCUAUACCUUGGAUUCAAAGUCAUGAUGACCAAAACCUUCUCAGCUGAGUUUCCUCAUGUUGAGAGGUAUUUCUGGACCAUGGUUAAUCAACCUAACUUCAGUAAGGUCAUUGGUGAGUUGAAACAAACAGAAGCUGUUCCACCUCUUCCUUCUUCAAAAAAGCCAGUUCAGCCUAAAGAAGCUAAACCAAAGGCUGAGCCUAAAAAAGAAGAAAAGAAAGAAGCUCCAAAAGCUGAAACUAAUGGUGAUGAAGAAGAGGCACCAAAGCCUAAACCAAAGAACCCUCUUGAUUUGUUGCCACCAAGUAAAAUGGUUUUGGAUGACUGGAAAAGGCUUUAUUCCAACACCAAGACCAACUUCCGUGAGGUUGCAAUUAAAGGUUUCUGGGAAAUGUUUGAUCCAGAGGGCUACUCUCUAUGGUUCUGUGAUUACAAAUACAAUGAUGAAAACAUGGUGUCAUUUGUGACAAUGAACAAAGUUGGUGGAUUCCUUCAAAGAAUGGAUUUAGCAAGAAAGUAUGCUUUUGGGAAGAUGCUGAUUAUUGGAAACGAGCCUCCAUUCAAGGUGAAGGGUUUAUGGCUUUUCCGUGGGCCCGAGAUCCCAAAGUUUGUAAUGGACGAGUGUUAUGACAUGGAGCUUUAUGAGUGGACAAAGGUGGAUUUGUCUGAUGAAGCACAAAAGGAGCGUGUGAAUCAAAUGAUUGAAGAUUUUGAGCCUUUUGAAGGGGAAACUCUUUUGGAUGCUAAGUGCUUUAAGUGAGAAAAGAAGAGAUGUUUUUUUGUGGGUAGUAUGUUUGUUUGAAAGUGUUUGUUUUUUGUCGGUUAAAAUGGUGUUAAUUUUAAGUCAGUUUUGAUCUCAAUGUAAUACCCAAGACCAAGACCGGAUGGUUGUUAAUCAUGAGUUUGUUUAUG
This is a messenger RNA of Lactuca virosa, 1409 nucleotides long. Lineage: Eukaryota; Viridiplantae; Streptophyta; Magnoliopsida; Asterales; Asteraceae. The record is from the annotation of a GenBank genome assembly.